AUGCGCCUGCUGUCUGCUCGCACUGGCGUCAUUGCCUUCCUGCUAGCCCUUGGAUCGACGUGUGCGCUGGCCGCACCUCUCCAAGUCACCCUCUCGAGCAACCCUACAACAUGCCAGUCUACCAAAAUCACCUGGGACACAUCCGCUGGCACAGCACCAUGGACGAUCACAGUCGCACCGCUGGGCCACGUGCCCAUCUCCGUAUCAAUACCAGCCAAUUACAUGUCUGGAAACUCAUGGAGCUGGGACUGGAACGUACCUGGCUAUACGCGCGACGUAUCUUCAUUCAUUGUCGCAGUCUCGGACAGCACGGGUGCUGUCACGGGCACAUCUGCCAUGUCUCGCCUCUCCAAAGCAGGCUCAUGCUCGGCACCGGCUGAGCAUCUCGACUUUGUCUGGUUUCCGCCUUCCUCCAGUCCCCGACAAUGCGGCGACUGGCUUCUUACUGUGCAGGAGGAUCAUGGCAAUCUUGGCUUGAAGAUGCCGGUUGAUCUGCUCAUCCUGCCCGAAAACGACGUGCCCACUCGACUGCGCAUCACAGACGCCAAACGUAGCAGCAUCGAUUGGACGGUCAAUUAUGCUCGCGGCACCAACUUUGCCAUUGCUGCCUUUGACGCGGGGACAUCGGGUACCGGCGGCGUCGGUGGGCAGACGUACACAGUGGGGAACGGUAGGUCGGCGUCCUGUGUCGGCUCUAACCCCCGUGGAGCUGUGGCAGGGCUUCCGGCGGCUUCGAGUACUGCCGCUUCCCAGUCCGCGUCUACAGCUGCAUCAUCGCCCUCUCGCAUGACCACAUCGCGCAUUCCAGCAUCAGCGACGGCGAGCAACGCGAAGACUUCAGCGACCUCCACCGCUGCGGCAAAAGUGGAUGCUGCAAACGCAAAAUCCGGCAGUUCAUCUGGAGUCAUCGGCGGCGCUAUUGGCGGUGUUCUGGGAGCGCUCGUCAUCGUUGGGCUCGUCAUCUACUUCUGCAGGAAGCAGCGCAACAAGGGUCCUGACGAGUAUGGCGUCUACCCAAACGCCGAGAAGCGCACCUUCUUUGGCGGGUUCGGAUCAGGUCGUUCCUCCGACCGUUCUGCGUACACCAGCCGAGGUGGUCAGGGUGGAGACUUCGGUGCGUCUACCGAUCAGCAGGGGGGCAUCUCGCCGUUUGUCACCGGUCGCGCCUCGCCAUGGAGAUUCUCUUCACGUGCGGUGCGGCUGUCCGACCAGCAAGAUAUGGCGCAGCUCCCCGACGACCGCAGAGCUAUCGUCAAUCGCAUGAAUGACGGUCCCAGAUCGAUGGGUCACUCGAGCUCCGUGAGCUUGCACAGGGGCAGAGACUCGUUUGGCGGCUUGACGACGGGGGGUCUGCAACAUGCACCAAGCGUUCACACUGUUGUUCCAGACGAGGCGCUGUUCCCGCCUCCUAUGCCUGUCAACAGGAACAUGAUGCCGAAUCACGGGCCAUCGACUAGCAGCUUCGGUGCGGGUGUAGGAGCCGGUGUUGGAGCGAUGGGAAUGAAGCAACACUGGACUCGCGACCGUUCGGACUCUGGCAGUUCGUACCAGCAUCAGCAGCAGCGCGAUCCGUUCCGAAACCCUUCCAACAUUGUUCCUUCGCCAAUGAAAGGCACCCACUACCCCUAUGCGGAACAAUAUGCGGAACAAGGACAACAGCGUCAGCAACCGCAAUAUCCGCAAGAACAACAACAGCAACAACGGCAGCAUCCAGCAUCACGCGAUUCAAUGGCAGCGAUCGCAGGCCUCCCCCUCUCCCCCUCGUCCAACUACUCCGUCGGCCUCCCCACCCGCUCACGCGACCUCACAAACGAGAUCCCACACCAAGACCUUUCCACCAUGCGCAUCCCGCCACCGGCACCCAUCUCCACUUCGCUCUUCGACCCGUACGCCCACGCCUCGCGACUCUACUCGGACACCGAGAUCACACACCUCAACGCCGCCCUCGCCAACAGCCACGACCGCGCCAACGCCGCCACGCCAACCUCGUUCACCUCCACCGGCAGCGCGCCGCGCUACGCCGACCCCAAGGAGUCCGCUGCGCGGUUCAGGACGCUGGAAACCCAGCUGCUCAAGGAUCGCAAGAAGGUGGUCUCAAACGUGUACGACGAUUCCGACGACGAGGGCGGGCUGCCGUACAUGUCGUAG
Molecule: messenger RNA, 2148 nt
Organism: Sporisorium graminicola
Lineage: Eukaryota; Fungi; Basidiomycota; Ustilaginomycetes; Ustilaginales; Ustilaginaceae
Exons: 1
Coding region: 1-2148 (715 amino acids)
Source: RefSeq, a predicted model, not a curated record